Strigops habroptila (Kakapo) is the source of this 927-nucleotide messenger RNA. RefSeq names its product copper chaperone for superoxide dismutase (gene CCS). Gene Ontology annotation, biological process: removal of superoxide radicals. Lineage: Eukaryota; Metazoa; Chordata; Aves; Psittaciformes; Psittacidae. The transcript has 8 exons. The record is from RefSeq and is a predicted model, not a curated record. Gene Ontology annotation, molecular function: copper ion binding. Bases 71 to 886 code for a protein of 271 amino acids.
GGUCCUCGGCCAUGGAGGUCCGGGCGCCCCAGCGGCCUCGCGAGUGGUUCCGGGGGCGGAGUCCGCGGCCAUGGCGGAACCGGGAGCGAGCGGGAGCAGCUGCCGGCUGGAGUUCGCGGUGCAGAUGCGGUGCCAGAGCUGUGCAGACGCCGUGCGGGCAGCGCUGGAGGGAGCCCCCGGCGUGCGGCUGCUGGAGCUGCGGCCGGAGGCGCAGUCGGUGCUGGUGGAGACCACGGUGGCUGCGGAGCGGGUGCGGGAGCUGCUGGAGCGCUCCGGGCGCCGCGCGGUGCUGAAGGGAAUGGGGGGCUCUGAUGACGCGAGCCUGGGGGCGGCGGUGGCCGCGCUCUCGGGCCCCGGCGCCGUGCGGGGUCUGGUGCGGUUCCUGCAGGUCUCCCCAACGCGGUGCCUGGUGGAUGGAGCCGUCGAUGGGCUCCCGCCGGGCCCCCACGGGCUCCACGUCCAUGAAUUCGGGGACCUCUCGCAGCCCUGUGACAGCUGCGGGGGACACUUCAACCCUGAUGGGGAGCACCACGGGGGACCCCAGGAUCAGCACCGGCACGCUGGGGACCUGGGGAACAUCUGGGCCGAUGCUGAGGGCAGAGCCAGCUUCCGCAUGGAGGAUUCACGCCUGAAGGUCUGGGACAUCAUCGGGCGCUCGGUGGUGGUGGCCGCGGGCGAGGACGACCUGGGCCGGGGCUCACACCCCCUCUCCCGGGUGACGGGAAACUCGGGGCCAGGGCUGGCCUGUGGCGUGGUGGCCCGCGCAGCCGGCCUCUUCCAGAACCCCAAGCGGGUCUGCUCCUGUGACGGCGUCACCCUCUGGGAGGAGCGGGACCGGAUGACGGCGGCUACCAGCCCCACGGCGGCCCCGAUCCCCCACCUCUAGGAGCAGCCCCGGGCCAGCAAUAAACGCGAACUGGCUCCGCA